This is a messenger RNA of Pristis pectinata (smalltooth sawfish), 3915 nucleotides long. RefSeq names its product calpain 15 (gene capn15). Gene Ontology annotation, cellular component: cytoplasm. Gene Ontology annotation, molecular function: calcium-dependent cysteine-type endopeptidase activity. Gene Ontology annotation, biological process: proteolysis. The coding region runs from base 217 to 3783 and encodes 1188 amino acids. The record is from RefSeq and is a predicted model, not a curated record. The transcript is spliced from 13 exons. NCBI's taxonomy places the organism in Eukaryota, Metazoa, Chordata, Chondrichthyes, Rhinopristiformes, Pristidae.
CCACGUCUCUGGUGCUGUCACUCAGCCUCUCCGCGCCGAGCCUGUCCGCCACUGCCUGGAAGCUGAGAGGCGGCCGGGGGAGCUCUGCUGCCCUCGGAGCCCCUGGCGGAGUGUCGUGGGGGCCAGCGGCUGAUGGCCGCGGCCCGCUCUCGGGGCUGACGCACGCCGCAUGGAGCUGGCGCGGCACUGAGUGGAGCCGGGAGCCGGGAGCCGGGGAUGGGAACCUCCGCUUCAUCCAUCGCCGCAGACACGGAGGCACGGGCCGGCCUCUCGGCCUCGGCUGCCCCGCUAUGGGGGCCCGCAGCACUGAGCGCCCGCAGCCGCCAGCUCCAGCUCCCGAAGAGCCGCAGCAGAUAUGCAGAGACAGGGACACUGCAGUUCACUUCUACAGAGCGACCGGUUGCCCCUGUAGGCAGGACUGCUGCCUUUUGCACAGCAAGUACCUCGCAGGAGCCUGAUGCCAUGGCAACAACGAAUGAGUGGCCAUGUACCCGAUGCACUUUCUUGAAUCCCAGUGUGCUGAGGCAGUGUUCCAUCUGUGAGGCGCCACGAGAGAGACCGGACUUCAGUGACAUCCUCCGGCUUAGCACAGAGGAGCAGCAGUGGGCUUGCUCCCGAUGCACUUUCAGGAAUUCCAUCAACAAGAGCCAGUGUGAUGUCUGUGGGUCCUCGCAGACCCACACUCCCCUCACACCUCCCGUGGCCAUGGCCAAUGGGCUGUCCAAGAGUCUGCCCGCUGCGGUGGAACACAGAGGCCCUGGGCCGCAGGAGGCUGGGAGACUGGCCAACGGUGACGUCAAUGGCAACUGCUGUGAGAGCGCCACGCCAGACGCCUCCAAAGCUUGGGCUUGCCAACGUUGCACCCUCCACAACACACCUUCGGCUAACUCGUGCUCAGCGUGCGGAGGGCCUCGCAAGCUUUCUCUGCCCAAAAUCCCGCCUGAAGCCCUGGUGGUGCCAGAGGUGGUGACCCCGGUCGGUUUCCAGUUGCCGUCAUGUCCGCCGUCAGUGACACCCCAGCUCAGCGACACAGUGGAGUGCGACGUGUCCCCCAUUCGCAACACAGGCACCGAUGCUGAGAGCCCAAGGUCUCCGGUAGUCAGUCCGCUGUCUCCGAUGAUCCAGAACAACCCGGUGCCGCGAAGCCGCAGGGAGGUGCCACCAGCUGCCAAAUUCCAGCCUUCCCCUGCAGACCCCACUGUCGUACCCAGCAGCUCGCCUACCUCCAGCUCCUCGGUCCCAGUGGCCAGAGGUGUUCCCCAGGGACAAGUGAAACCUGCUGCAAAACUACAGGAACUUUUUUGUACCAAGAGGCUGAGUGUUUUAGAUGAGGAAAUGGAGGCAGCGCCCAGUCAGUGGAAGUGUGCGUCCUGUUCCCACACUAAUUCCACAGCCGUGUCAAAAUGUGAAGCUUGCAGAAUCAUGAAGGGUGGAGACAUCAUAGACCUAACUGGAGACUCGGUGCGGUUCACUCCUUUCAGUCCCUCCAGCCCAGACUUCACCAUCUGGACUUGUUCGAAGUGCACUCUGAAAAAUCCCACUGCUGUCCAAAAAUGCACUGCCUGUUGUACCUCCAAACUGCAUGGUUUUCAAGACCACAGCUACACAGAACGAGGGCCAAGGUGCCCAGACUGUAACGUGGAGAGGGGCUCGAAUGGGACUGCAUGCCCCUCUUGUGGGGGCAAGCCCUCGGCCACACGGAAACCCAUCAAACUCUUCCCUGUCCAGCCGCCCUCCUCUCGGGAGAAGUCCAACGAGUGGUCCUGCCCUGCCUGUACUCUCCUAAAUGACUUGAAGGCUAAACAUUGUGCAGCUUGCCACACUCCACAGCAGUACUUAACACUGAGGAAAGGCUCAAAGCCGCUGAAGAGGAGGGAAAGCAUACUUGUGGAAGCGCGGAGAAAGACGGACGAAGGCGAGGCCAAAGAGUUGUGGGAGAACAUUGUGAAGUUUUGCCAGGAGAACAACGUGAACUUUGUGGAUGACAGCUUCCCCCCUGGCCCACAAUCUGUCGGCUUCCCCGAAGGAGACAGUGUGCAGCAGCGGGUGAAGCAGUGGCUGCGACCCCAUGAAAUCAGCUGCAACAGUUUCAAAGAUCGGAACGUCAAAUGGUCCAUCUUCAGGACACCACGUCCUUCCGACAUCUCGCAGGGACUGCUGGGGAACUGCUGGUUUCUGAGCGCUCUCGCUGUGCUCGCUGAGCGGCCGGAGCUGGUAGAGAGGGUGAUGAUCACUCGGGCUAUCUGCCUGGAAGGUGCCUAUCAGGUGCGGCUCUGCAAGGAUGGGACCUGGAUCACCGUGCUGGUGGAUGACAUGUUACCGUGUGAUGAAUACGGAUACCUUCUCUUCUCUCAGGCCCAGAGGAAGCAGCUGUGGGUCGCACUGAUCGAGAAAGCUCUGGCCAAACUGCAUGGCUCCUACUUCGCUCUGCAGGCUGGCCGAGCCAUUGAAGGACUCGCCACUCUGACGGGUGCCCCUUGCGAAAGUCUGAUGCUGCAAGUUAGUUCAACGAAUCCACGCGAGGAGCCCAUUGACACAGAUCUCAUUUGGGCCAAAAUGCUGAGCUCGAAGGAAGCUGGGUUUUUGAUGGGUGCUUCUUGUGGAGGUGGAAACAUGAAAGUUGACGACACGACUUAUGAGGCCACGGGUCUGAGGCCCCGCCACGCCUAUUCCAUACUUGAUGUCCGAGAUGUACAAGGAUACAGGUUGCUGAGGUUGCGGAAUCCUUGGGGCCGCUUCUCGUGGAGUGGGAACUGGUCAGACGAUUGGCCACACUGGCCGCAGCACCUGCGACAUGAGCUGAUGGCACACGGGAGCAGCGAGGGCGUGUUCUGGAUCGAAUACUCUGACUUCAUCAAGUACUUUGAUUCUGUUGACAUUUGUAAAAUUAACUCUGACUGGCACGAAGUCCGACUUAUGGGGACGUUCCCUAACCGAACUAAUGGACCAAUAACUGUAACUGCACUGACUGUGCUGGAGCUCACCUUUCUGGAGUUCCAGCUGUUUCAGGAGGGAAGCAGACGAUCUGACACGUCAGACAGCCACUUGCUGGAUCUGUGCAUCAUGGUGUUCCGAGCCUCGUUCUCCAGCGGCAACAAGCUGACCCUGGGCAGGUUGAUGGCCCACAGCAAGCGAGCGGUGAAGAAGUUUGUGGGCUGCGACGUGAUGCUGGAACCGGGCGAGUACGCAGUGGUGUGCUGCGCCUUCAACCACUGGCAAAUGUCGAUGCCUGGGCUGCCGUCACCAUCGCCAGCAGCAGGAGUUUCAAGCCCCACUAGCAGUGGACGAGGUUUCCCGGAGUUUCCUGGACACAUCCUGGCCGUCUACAGCUCCAAGCCUGUAAUGGUGGAACAGGUCAACUCUCAGCCAACAACCCUGGCCGACGCAGUUAUCCUGCUGACGGAACACAAGGGGGAGAGACACGAGGGUCGCGAGGGCAUGACCUGUUACUACCUGACCCACGGCUGGGCAGGGCUGAUCGUGGUGGUGGAGAACCGGCAUGACAAGUACUACCUGCACGUGUCGUGUGACUGCUCCGACAGCUUCAACGUGGUGUCAACUCGCAGCAGCUUGAAGACGACGGACAGCGUGCCACCGCUGCACAGGCAGGUGCUGGUGGUGCUCUCUCAGCUCGAGGGCAACGCUGGGUUCUCCAUCACUCACCGGCUGGCUCAUCGCAAGGCCGCGCAGCCCUCGCUGGGGGAGUGGUCCUCAACCAAGGGCACGCACAGCCCCCCGCUCACGCCCGACGUCGCCGGCCUGCACAGCCCCCGGCCCUUGUGAUGCCUCGUCCGCUCCCUGCUGUGGUCGGAAGUAUGUCAGGUGGUGAGGGCGCGGUGACGCACCGUGUCUGCUCCCCGUUCCCGCGUCAGCCGCUGCCCGUCCAACCUGGGUGGGGAGUGGUGCUGAGGGAUG